This is a messenger RNA of Eubalaena glacialis (North Atlantic right whale), 1684 nucleotides long. RefSeq names its product ATCAY kinesin light chain interacting caytaxin (gene ATCAY). The coding region runs from base 104 to 1684 and encodes 526 amino acids. The record is from RefSeq and is a predicted model, not a curated record. Gene Ontology annotation, cellular component: cytoplasm. Lineage: Eukaryota; Metazoa; Chordata; Mammalia; Artiodactyla; Balaenidae. The transcript is spliced from 16 exons. Gene Ontology annotation, biological process: apoptotic process.
GACUCACGCGGAGGUGAAUCCACUUUAUUUCUCCCCGCCCUGCCGAGGAAGACUGUCCGCAGGAUUCAUCCUUGCUUCAAGUCGGUGUCUCUUCCCAGCUCCCAUGGGGACCACUGAAGCCACGCUCCGGAUGGAAAACGUGGACGUGAAGGAAGAAUGGCAGGACGAAACUCUGCCCAGGCCACUCUCGGAAGAGACGGGGAUGGACUUGCUUGGCAGUGCCACAGAAGACACAUCCUCCCCUCCCAACACUCUGAACUUCAACGCGGCUCAUCGUAAGCGGAAGACGCUGGUGGCCCCCGAGAUCAACAUCUCCCUGGACCAGAGCGAGGGCUCCCUGCUGUCCGAUGACUUCCUGGACACCCCCGAUGACCUGGAUAUCAACGUGGAUGACAUCGAGACCCCAGAUGAGACCGACUCGCUGGAAUUCCUGGGGAAUGGCAAUGAAUUGGAGUGGGAAGAUGACACCCCCGUGGCCGCCGCCAAGAAUAUGCCUGGGGAUAGUGCGGACCUGUUCGGGGAUGGCUCGGCAGAGGACGGCAGUGCCGCCAACGGGCGUCUGUGGCGGACAGUUAUCAUUGGGGAGCAGGAACACCGGAUUGACCUGCACAUGAUCCGGCCCUACAUGAGGGUGGUGACCCACGGAGGGUACUACGGGGAAGGUCUCAACGCCAUCAUUGUCUUUGCCGCCUGCUUCCUCCCAGACAGCAGCUCCCCCGACUACCACUACAUCAUGGAGAACCUCUUCCUGUACGUCAUCAGCAGUCUGGAACUCCUUGUGGCCGAGGAUUACAUGAUCGUGUACCUGAAUGGUGCCACGCCUCGGCGGAGGAUGCCCGGCAUCGGCUGGCUGAAGAAGUGUUACCAGAUGAUUGAUAGGAGACUGCGCAAAAACCUGAAGUCCUUAAUCAUCGUCCAUCCAUCCUGGUUCAUCCGCACCGUGCUGGCCAUCUCCCGCCCUUUCAUCAGCGUCAAGUUCAUCAACAAGAUCCAGUAUGUGCACAGCUUGGAAGAUCUGGAGCAGCUCAUCCCCAUGGAGCACGUGCAGAUCCCAGACUGCGUGCUACAGUACGAAGAGGAAAGGCUCAAAGCCAGGAGAGAAAGCGCAAGGCCGCAGCCAGAGUGCGUCCUGCCCAGGUCUGAAGAGAAGGUGGAGGCGGGGCUGGCGGAGGACAGGUCUGCUCUGGCCACAGAAGAUCAGGAAACAAGAACAGCCCCCGCAGCCCUGGGCAUCUGGCCUGGAAACUCAGCCCCCACCCCCAGCAGCGCCGUGCCCCCCGGGCACUGCCCAGCCUUUGAACUCACAGCUUUUCCUUUGAACAGCCCUCCCCUUGCCUCCUAUAACUUCCACCUUCUUAGGGAGCAUCGGAGCCCACAGCACCAUGAGGUGCCCUUCACGGAGAAGGUCGCUUCACCGGGGCUGGGAGGGGGCCUCAAGUGGAGGGGGCCUCAAGUAGAGGGGGCGAGCUGGCAUGGAGGCGGCGAGGAAGAGGUGUUGAAGAUGGCAGAGCUGGUGCUGGGAUCAGGGGGCGAGUCCUGCCUGAGGCCACUAGGCACCCGGGACACAUCAGAGAACAAGACACAUCUGGCCCUGCCUGCCCGGGAGGGAAUGGGGAUCCAGAAAGGCUUCCUGGAGGAGGGGACGGACGUCCAAGCUGACACAGGAUGGCUUAGUCAAAGUUAG